AUGUUAGCCCAGAUCUUUCUAUUGCUCUCCUCGAUUUCUGGGAAGGAGAACACAAACCAGAUACACAUUCAAAUGAAGGGAACAUUGUAUAAUGAACUCCGCCUGGCCGGACUGUUCUGUGACGCCAUCCUCAAAGUUGAGGAGGUUCAGUUUCCAAUUCACCGGACCAUCCUCUAUGAUUGCAGUCCCUACUUUCAAGCUCUUUUUAAACACUGUACAAACACAGGCCAGAUUUUCCACAUACCCCUGGUGUUUCCUGACAUCCUGCGGAUCAUCAUUGAGUUUGCAUACACUGGCUCUGUUGCUUCCACAGAGGACAACGUGCAGGAGUUAAUGAUGACAGCUGAUAUGCUCAACAUAAUCUGCAUCAUACAAGAAUGCUCCCACUUUAUCGGUGAUCAGAUCUGCCCACAGAACUGCAUUGGCAUCUGGCAGUUCACACAUACCUGCCACAGCACCGAGCUGCGGGAAGAGGCCUCCCGCUACAUCAUCCAGCACUUUGAGGAGAUCGUUCCCGUCGAAGAGUUCCUGCAGCUCUCUGUGAAAGAGCUUACUGCAUUCAUUGCCAGAGAUGAACUUAAUGUGAGGCUUGAAAGUGUUGUGUUUGAUGCAAUCCUGCGCUGGAUCGGCCACAAACCCAAAGAACGAGAGCAACACAUUGCUGUGCUUUUGUCUCAGGUGCGGCUGGGCCUGACAAACAGGGAGUACAUUGUGAACAAGGUGAUCCCCAAUGUGCUGGUGAAGAACAACCCUGAGUGCAAGAAAAUAGAAGACAAUUCCCUCCAAAUUAUAUUGCACAAAAACUCAAGCAGAUCCUUGCGGUCAGGUCUCAGAAACACUCUCGCCCGUCCUCGUGUACCUCAUUCCGUCAUGUUGUCAAGUGGAGGCUGGAGCGAGGGCAAUCCAAUCUGCGAUAUUGAGGCGUACGAUUUCUCUGCCGACCUUUGGAUCAACAUCCCAGACAAGCUGGAGCAUCCUCGGGCCUAUCACGGCACAGUCUUCUUCAAUGGUUAUGUCUACUGUGUCGGUGGCAUGGGCAGAGUGGAGUAUUUCAACAGCGUGGUCAGAUUUAACCUGAGGACACACACCUGGCAGGAGGUGGCGCCGAUGCACUACCGCCGCUGCUACGUGAGCGUAACAGUGCUGGACGGGUUCAUCUAUGCCCUCGGCGGCUCUGACGGAAGGAAUCGACACAACACUGCAGAGCGCUACUGUCCCGAAACCAACCAGUGGACACAGAUUGCAACCAUGGACUUGGUGAGGAGCGACGCCAGCUGCACAGUACUGCAUGGCAAGAUAUACAUGUGUGGUGGUUUCACCGGGACCGAGUGCCUGCAGACGGCUGAAUUUUACGAUCCAGAAACCAACCAGUGGACAAUGACCAGCCCUAUGAGAAUUAGUCGAAGUGGACUCAGUGCUGCUGCAUAUAAUAACAAAAUCUAUGUAGUUGGUGGCUAUGAUGGUCACACCCGUCUGUCAUCUGCUGAGUCCUACAACCUCCAGACCAACACCUGGCACCAGCUGAGCCCCAUGUUGACUUGCCGUAGUAACUUUUGCCUCGAUGUGAUACAAGAAAGGUUAUAUGUCGUUGGGGGCUAUAAUGGCGCCUCCGUCACUCAAAUGGCAGAGGUCUAUAAUCCUCACACUAACGCAUGGUCUGACAUCACUAUGCCAGACUUCCCCCGCAGUGGAGCAAGCUCCUGUGUUGUGACCGGAAUCUUCAACAUGGCUGACUACACAUUAUCUCGAGACUCACUGCCAUAUUUAAAUUUGCACGGAGAAACCGAGAAUUCUGGGGAUUCUGAGUAA
Molecule: messenger RNA, 1809 nt
Organism: Limanda limanda (common dab)
Lineage: Eukaryota; Metazoa; Chordata; Actinopteri; Pleuronectiformes; Pleuronectidae
Product: kelch-like protein 10
Exons: 6
Coding region: 1-1809 (602 amino acids)
Molecular function (GO): protein binding
Source: RefSeq, a predicted model, not a curated record